Messenger RNA from Dipodomys ordii (Ord's kangaroo rat), 1841 nucleotides. RefSeq names its product TSEN15 tRNA splicing endonuclease subunit (gene Tsen15). The coding region runs from base 31 to 546 and encodes 171 amino acids. Gene Ontology annotation, molecular function: nucleic acid binding. Lineage: Eukaryota; Metazoa; Chordata; Mammalia; Rodentia; Heteromyidae. The transcript has 5 exons. Gene Ontology annotation, biological process: tRNA splicing, via endonucleolytic cleavage and ligation. The record is from RefSeq and is a predicted model, not a curated record.
UCCGGGUCGCGGCGCUCCGCGCGGGCCAGCAUGGAGGAGCAGGUCGGUUCCGAGCCGGCUCCUGGCGGCGGUGGCGGCGCGGACCCUGGAGGCGGUGGCGGGGGUGGCGACGGCGGCGCUCCCCCGUGGGCCCCCGAGGACGCCUGGAUGGCCACGCACCCUAAGUACUUAGAAAUGAUGGAAUUAGACAUAGGAGAUGCCACUCAAGUUUAUAUUUCAUUCUUGGUUUACCUGGAUCUCAUGGAGAGUAAAAGUUGGCAUGAAGUAAAUUGUGUGGGAUUACCAGAACUACAACUCAUCUGUCUAGUUGGUACUGAGAUAGAAGGGGAAGGGUUACAGACUGUGGUGCCUACUCCAGUCUCGGCUUCUCUCAGCCAUAACAGGAUUAGGGAAAUCCUGAAGGCAUCUCGAAAACUGCAAGGCGAUCCAGAUCUGCCGAUGUCGUUUACCUUGGCCAUAGUGGAGUCUGACUCAACAAUAGUCUAUUAUAAGCUCACGGAUGGAUUUAUGCUGCCAGACCCACAGAAUAUUUCCCUUAGAAGAUGACAUCUUUGCUUGUCAACGCCUUGUGCUCACGAAGGAUUGGAUUUGAGACUCGUCAGCCUGCUCUAGCUUGUACCUCAAGAUAUUCUGGUUAACAUAGCUUGUCCAUCUCGUAAGUUUUUUUUAGAAAAAAUUCUCUCAGAUAAAAGAAUUUGUGUUGUCAGAAACAUAGAGUAGUUGCUGGAGAGCAUUCUGGGGACAGUCUGCAUUUGUAUACAAGUUAUGGCAGGAUGUGUGCAAAGAAGAGAAUCUGUGUGCUGCCUCUGUCAUCACAUGCACAGCUGCCGCCGUGAACUUGUUGAAGUCGCCCCUCUUUCCCUUCUUCAGCCCUUUAGUGCCUUUUAGUCAUUUCAGCCAGCUUGGAAUGGCACUUACAUGGCCUUAGACCCCUGAAGAAUUUUACUACUAUCUGCUUUCAUUCCCAGUAGACACUGAAGGAUUCUUUUCUGUGGAUUCUUUUUUCAGUCGCAAUUUCCUCUUCAGUUGACUUUAGGUCAGAACUGAAACUACACUCCUCAGGAGUGUAAGUGUACAUGGGUAGAACAGUCAGGACCUCUGACUGCUACCUACAGGAACACUGGGCCUUUUGUCCCACCAUCCUUCUAUCAUAGCUAUACUACUGCACGAGAUAGUGUGGAAGAGAGUGUCGGCCCUAAAGACAUCUUUAUUAACUAGACCUAGUCAUUCCACUUUUCUUAAUCCUCCAAUUAUGUUGUACAAAGUAUAAAAAUUAUAUGUUCAAAUGUUCUCCAACUAGCAUUACUUUUAAUAUUCCCACUUGUGAUCCACUUAAAAGAUUAGGUCAGGAAUGUACACACUUUCUUAAAGGGCCAGGCAAUAAAUGGGCCUUGCAGGUCAUACAAUCUGUCCUAAUUGCCCAACAUUGCUGUUUGUAGCAUGAAAACCAUCCAUAGACAAUAUGUCAACCAUGAGUCAGGCUAUGUUAUAGUAAAUUAAAGCUUUAUUUACAAAUGUGGGCCUUCAUUUACCAUCCCCUGGUCUAAGCAGUUAAUAAACCUGUCUAUGGGUAGUACCUUGAAUAGUCAUUAGAAAUGGGUAUAUAUUAUGACAAACAUGAGAAAAUGUUACAGUGAAAACAUUACAAACUAUGAAACUGUGAGUGAAUGUGAACAUGGCUGCAAAUGACCCCAGCAUGUAACAAGAGGAUGAUAAAGCAAGAUUAUUACCUGUGGUAUAGUAGCAAGCGUGGCAUGGUAAAUGAAUAGGUGGCUUUCCUUCCCCAGCAUUUCAGUUUUUAUUUGUAUUACUUUUCUAAUAAAAUGUUACAAAAUAAAAAG